AUGAAUCUGUUCCAUGUGAUUGGGUUUGGCCUGAAAGUGGGGCAUCUCUUCUGGAUGCUAUGCUGUUGGGUCAUCUCCUUAAUUUCCAUGAACUGGUUCGGUGAUGGUGGGAUCGAGGACAAGUCACCUCUGCUUGGCAGUUCUGUCGGUGACUCAGAGAAGACAAAAAUGGCAGUGAAGAAGAAGAAGAUGUGGUUCUGGAACAAGAUCUCCAACAGCUGUCUCAAGAUCCAGACUCUCUGGCACCAUUUCAUGGGUUCCAUUAGAUUCGGCAAGACCUGGUGGAGGAAGCUCUUGGUCGCGUGGGUCAUCGGCUGGGUCCUGCUCUCGUUCUGGACAUUCUGGUACUUGACCUCACAGGCUAUGGAGAAGAGGAAAGAGACUCUGGCAAGUAUGUGCGAUGAGAGAGCUCGGAUGCUUCAGGACCAGUUCAACGUCAGCUUGAAUCAUGUCCAAGCCAUGUCGAUCUUGAUCUCCACUUUCCACCAUGGGAAGAACCCUUCUGCCAUCGAUCAGAGGACAUUCUCCGAGUAUACAGACAGAACAGCGUUUGAGAGACCACUCACCAGUGGAGUUGCUUAUGCCGUGAGGGUGCUCCAUUCAGAGAGAGAGCAGUUCGAAAUGCAACAAGGUUGGCGUAUUAGGAGGAUGGAUACUUUAGAACAGAAUCCAGUUCAUAAGGAUGAUUAUAACCCCGAAGCUUUGGAGCCAUCCCCUUUACAAGAUGAAUAUGCUCCCGUCAUCUUCGCCCAAGAUACCAUUUCUCACGUCGUUUCUCUCGAUAUGCUGUCCGGAAAGGAAGAUCGUGAAAAUGUGUUACGGGCAAGAGAAUCGGGAAAAGGGGUCCUUACAGCUCCUUUUCCACUGCUAAAGACAAACAGGCUCGGCGUGAUAUUGACAUUUGCGGUCUACAAGAGGGAUCUCCCCCCAAACGCUACUCCGGACGAGAGGAUCGAAGCUACAAACGGGUAUCUCGGGGGAGUUUUUGACAUAGAAUCUCUGGUAGAGAAGUUGCUUCAACAGCUUGCAAGCAAGCAAGAUAUCCUCGUGAAUGUUUACGAUACUAGUAAUAGCUCUCACCCGAUUAGCAUGUAUGGUUCGAAUGUGGCGGAAGACGGGCUGGAACAUGUUAGUCUACUAAACUUUGGCGAUCCUUUCAGAAAGCACGAAAUGCGUUGCAGAUUUAAGCAGAAGCCGCCAUGGCCAUGGCUAUCGAUAGGCACAUCGAUCGGUAUCCUUGUGAUCGCGAUGCUUGUUGCGCAUAUUUUCCAUGCAACCAUUAGCAGGAUUCACAAAGUCGAAGAAGAUUUUCACAAAAUGGAGCAGCUCAAGAAAAAGGCCGAGGCCGCUGAUAUCGCAAAGUCUCAGUUUCUUGCCACUGUAUCCCACGAAAUCCGAACUCCCAUGAACGGUGUUCUUGGAAUGUUGCAUAUGCUCAUGGACACGGAGUUGGAUGUUACGCAGCAAGAUUACGUCAGGACAGCGCAAGCCAGCGGAAAAGCUUUAGUCUCGCUGAUAAAUGAGGUCUUGGACCAAGCAAAGAUCGAAUCUGGUAAGCUUGAGCUCGAGGAAGUCCGGUUCGAUCUCCGAGGAAUAUUAGAUGACGUUCUUUCCCUCUUCUCUGGAAAGUCCCAACAAAAAGGGGUCGAGUUGGCAGUGUACAUUUCCGAUCGUGUGCCAGAGAUGUUAAUUGGCGAUCCCGGGAGGUUUCGUCAGAUAAUGACGAAUCUGAUGGGUAACUCAAUUAAGUUCACGGAGAAAGGACACAUUCUUGUGACGGUUCAUUUGGUGGAGGAGAUACUUGAAACCAUUGAAUUCGAGACAGAAACAUCGCCAAGAAACACGUUAAGCGGGUUUCCCGUUGCAGACAAGCGAAAGAGCUGGGAAAAAUUUAAAGCUAUUUCCUCGGAUGCCCAUCGAAGCUUCUCUCCCUCGGCUUCUGAAAUCAAUUUGAUUGUCUCAGUCGAGGACACAGGGGUCGGGAUCCCAUUAGAAGCUCAGUCCCGUAUUUUCACCCCUUUUAUGCAGGUCGGACCAUCCAUAUCUCGAACCCAUGGUGGCACGGGCAUUGGCCUAAGCAUAAGCAAAUGUCUGGUCGGGCUGAUGAAGGGAGAUAUUAGUUUUUCGAGCAUUCCCAAGGUCGGGUCUACCUUCACGUUCACCACUGUUUUCGGUAAGGGCUUACGCAUGGCCGAUAGGAAAAGCCAAUCCAUAGCCUUCGAGUUCCGGGACAUGGCAGCUGUGGUCGUGGACGAUAGGUCCACGAGGGCUAAAGUCUCAAGGUACCAUUUUCAGCGUCUUGGGCUCCAUGUUGAGGUAGUUCCUGAUCUCGAUCAUGUUCUACGGUUCUUGAAGAGUAGCGUUACGACCGUGAAAAUGGUAUUCAUAGAGCAAGAAAUAUGGAACCGGGAUUGCGGUAUAUCGUACGUUUUCACCAAAAAGCUGCAGAAAUCUUAUUCCGUCGAUGCCCCGAAGCUGUUUUUGCUCGCGAGUUCCGUUGAGUCGUCGAGAUCGGAUGCUCCAAUCAGUGGUUUUUUCGCUCCGACGGUGAUAAUGAAGCCGUUGAGGGCGAGUAUGUUAGCCGCAACUCUGCAGCGAGUGAUGGGAAUCGGGAACAAGGAAACUCCUCUCAACAGGGAAAUCCCGGCAUUGAGUCUGAGGAAUCUUCUUCUCGGGAGAAAGAUUCUAAUCGUCGACGAUAACAACGUAAACCUCAGAGUGGCGGCUGGAGCUCUGAAGAAAUACGGAGCUGAAGUUGUUUCAACGGAUAGCGGAAUAAAGGCCGUCUCUUUGCUCAAACCGCCGCAUAAGUUCGAUGCUUGCUUCAUGGACAUUCAAAUGCCCGAAAUGGAUGGAUUCGAGGCAACUAGGAGAAUACGCGAAAUGGAACGGGAGAUUAACGGGAGAAUUCAGAGCGGGGAGGAGGCAUCCGAAGACGAACAGCGGAACAGGACAGCGUCGAGCUGGCAUGUCCCGAUACUGGCAAUGACGGCGGAUGUGAUCCAGGCAACACACGAGGAAUGUCUGAAAUGCGGAAUGGAUGGUUACGUGUCGAAACCCUUUGAAGCAGAGCAGUUGUACCGGGAAGUCUCUCGAUAUUUUCAGUCUCUUUCGGACUCGGAUUCAUGAGAGAUGGUGGCGACCUCUCGGUCAGGUCAGGGUCGAUAAAAAAACACGCUGACAGACAACGAGCGAUCCUUCCUCGGGGUCAAGAACCAAUUGAUUUCGCCAUUGAAGGAAGGUAAAGAGUGUAAAUAGAAGGUAAAGAAGUUUAGUGCAGUGUGUAUCUUUCGCCCUUUUCGGCUGGCCUUUGUCGGACCGAAGAAGAAGAUGAUGCUAUUCAAGUGUGAAGUCGAGGAGAAGGAUGAAGAAUUCAUGGUGUGCAUAUCAUGUAGGAUCAUCAUCAUCAUCAUGAUAAGAGGCAUCUUCUUCCUUUGAUAUUUAAACAACAAACGAGAAGGCAGCCGGAAAGCGAAAAAGAUAAAAAGGAAAAGGAGAUGUUAUGUAGACAGUACAAAUAUAUAUAUAUAUAUAGAUAUAACCAUUGUAUGUACAACUACACACGUUCGAUUCAGUUGUGACAAAAAAAAAAGUUGAAGAUAACUGUCUGCUGCAUGGCUGUAGUAGUGUAGUGUUCUUUCGCAUUGUUUAUGUUCAUAGUUUUGUAAUGAUUUCAGUGUCGAUAUAUGUAUAUAUAUGUGUGUAUGAAUAUGUUUGUAUAGAUACAAUACAAUGUGGUGGAUGCUUUCUUGUA
Molecule: messenger RNA, 3754 nt
Organism: Tarenaya hassleriana
Lineage: Eukaryota; Viridiplantae; Streptophyta; Magnoliopsida; Brassicales; Cleomaceae
Product: histidine kinase 3-like
Exons: 11
Coding region: 1-3129 (1042 amino acids)
Biological process (GO): phosphorylation; phosphorelay signal transduction system
Molecular function (GO): phosphorelay sensor kinase activity
Source: RefSeq, a predicted model, not a curated record